Messenger RNA from Rhododendron vialii, 1139 nucleotides. RefSeq lists its product as uncharacterized. NCBI's taxonomy places the organism in Eukaryota, Viridiplantae, Streptophyta, Magnoliopsida, Ericales, Ericaceae. The coding region runs from base 96 to 920 and encodes 274 amino acids. The transcript has a single exon. The record is from RefSeq and is a predicted model, not a curated record.
AUUUUGAAAACCAAAAGUACUCCCUUCCAAAACUCUCAAACGUACCAUUCCCCCAACAAUCCCUCCCUCUCAACCUCUAUUUUCUCCUCUGAAAAAUGGCAAUCCACCAGCUAAAUCUAGCACAUGAAAAUCAACUGAAACCCCUCAAACUCCAAGGUUUCAAACAAAAGGAUCAAAUGGCAAAUGGGAUAUCCUCCUUUUGGGCUUUGCUUUUCUCCAUUUUCGUCUUUGUUUCUGUCUUCUACAUCUUCAGCCUCUCCCCUUCCUCUCUCCUCAACACAACCAAAUUCUGGUUCUUCAUUUCCAACACUCUCAUUCUCAUCAUUGCUGUUGAUUUUGGUGCAUCGAAAAAACGAGCCGAAAUCUACGAAGAGUGCGUGGAAGAAAGCAUGGGUAAUAUUAAUAGGUUUCCAUCGUUCGAGUGUCCAUACCCGGAAAAGGAAAUUGCUGAGACAAACAAUCCACAGCACCCGGAAAAGAAAAUUGCCAAGACAAACAUUCCAGCCCAAAAGGAAAAGAAUUUACAAGAAACUCUAGAAGAAGUAAAAGAAGUUGUCGUUGAUGUUGUUAGUAAGAGAGAAUCCAGGGAAAAUAAAAUGCAAGUCGUUGCAAAAGUUGAUUUGAAAAUGUGUAUUGAGGAACCCGAAGAAAAGAUGGUAGAAUUCCCUCCAAAAGUUGAUCAUGAGAAAGUUCAUGAGGAAGAAAAGGAAAGAGAAACAAGCAUUGGAAAUGAGCGGCCAAACGAAAAAGAAGAAGAAGGAAGACAAGAAGAAGAAGAUGAUGACGAUGAUGAUGAGUUUUCAAAAAUGUCAAAUGAAGAAUUGAACAGAAGAGUUGAGGAGUUCAUUCAAAGAUUUAACAGGCAAAUUCGGCUUCAAGCAGCUCAAAACAGAAUCCAGCAAACGCAGGGAUGUAAUUAAAAGUCCACCAAACGUCACUGGAAAAUGGAGGGGGGGGGGAAAGCUUGCAUAUAUUCCUUGUGCUUUUGUAAAUUGUUACACGUGCUUUGACCCCUUUUUUUGUACCGGGUCGGUUUGGUUAGGGAAAUAAUGGUAGAAAUUGUAAGAAAUAGGUAAUAUAGACCUUUUGAUGUUAUAUAGUAAGAAUGUCCUAGAAAGUAAUGAAAAGUAAAGAUUCCC